CAUGGGCGACGCAUUCGUCCAGCGCAGGCACCGCGCGCUUCCGAAGGACAGCUUAUGGUCCUACCCGCACCUCUGUCUUGCCAGUGUCGCGUGUUCCGCCGGUCUUGGGUGGCUAUUCUCCAGCCCGAGCGCCGUCUUUUCAUACGAUCUCCGACGCUCCUCCAGUGGCCGGAGACCGGUGCUGGACGCCGUGCGUCCUCAUCUGAGAAUGGUGCAUGUGUCCUCUGCUAUUCUUCUUCCGCAUGGGCCGACUUGUUUUUGAGGGCCCCUGGCUUGCCGCUUUCCGCCCGCCGCCUUCGCCAGCGGCGCGCUUCCCGUGGUGGACAACUGACUCGUAAACGGGUUGGUGCUCGAAGUGGUUACCGAGGAGUUGGAACUGUGCUUGUGGGCGAUGGACGCUGGACGCUGGACGACGGAGGCAUUGAUGAGGGAUUGACACCGCUUUCCAGUGUCAGCCCACUCCAUCGUCAGGUGAUGCCGUGGCCGUGA
Molecule: messenger RNA, 489 nt
Organism: Mycena indigotica
Lineage: Eukaryota; Fungi; Basidiomycota; Agaricomycetes; Agaricales; Mycenaceae
Exons: 2
Coding region: 55-489 (144 amino acids)
Source: RefSeq, a predicted model, not a curated record